Messenger RNA from Lactuca virosa, 2097 nucleotides. The record is from the annotation of a GenBank genome assembly. NCBI's taxonomy places the organism in Eukaryota, Viridiplantae, Streptophyta, Magnoliopsida, Asterales, Asteraceae.
GUCCCUCUUCUUCCCUCAAUAGGAUGCCAAGCCUGAAGAGUAUUUUAGGAUCAAAGGACCAAAAAGGAGCCAAAAAGAUUGAAACAGCUUCAGUUUUUUUUACCUGAUAUUACAAAACAAAAGUUGGGUAACUACAGGGAAGAAGAUCGUUCUCCACAUUUUGACAUGGAUAGGUCCGUGUUACAUUUGAAGCUUAUGUGAAUUGGAUGGUACUUAAUUGUAAUAAUAUGUCUGAGUUGUCUAUUGUAAUCUGCAAGUUAUUUUUCUGAACCCGUUUAUUGGGAUAUUGAAGAUAGCAUCAGUUACAGGAUUCCUCCAACUUAUGAAAUGUUGGCUAACUCAUUAAACCUACCUAGAAUAUCAGAGAUUCGAGUGAAGGAAUUUUACCUCAAAGGCACACUUGAUUUGGGCUCAUUAGCUUCAAUGAUGGCAGCCCACAAAAGUUUUGGCCCCAGAAGCAGUGCAAGGAUGGGUGACCCUAAAUCCGAAUAUGAAUCUCUUCAAACAAGAUUAAAGGCCUAAAUAUCAAAUAUCUCACCCCAGAAAUUCAGUCUUAAAGUCGGUGAUAUCACAUUGGAUUUGUAUCAUGUCAGAUACUGGAACUCUACAGGUUUACUAUGUGAAAGUGUUGGAGAAACGUGACACGUAUGAGAUUAUUGAACGUAGUCUGCCCAAGAAGCAGAAGGCGAACAAUGAUCCAUCUAUAAUUGAGAAAGAGGAGAUGAAUAAAAUUGAUGCCAAGAGAUUCUCAGAAAGCUGUCAACGUGAGGUAAAAAUGAAGGUGAGCAGACCACUUAAGUUGAUGAAGGGUGCUUCAAUUCGCACAAGGAAACUGGCAAGGGAUAUGUUGUUCUUUUGGAAGAGAGUGGACAAAGAAAUGGCUGAAGUAAGGAAAAGAGAAGAAAGAGAAGCUUUGAAGCGUGAACAGGAGCUUCGUGAAGCUAAAAGGCAACAACAGAGGCUUAAUUUCUUGUUGUCACAAACAGAAUUGUACAGUCACUUCAUGCAGAACAAGACAGCCUCCCAAAAUAAAGAAGAUGGCCAAGAAGCAACAUUGACUGGUUCAGAAGUUGAAGAUCCUGAAGAGGCAGAAAUGAAAAUGGAAGCCCUAAAAGCAGCCCAAGAUGCAGUCUCCAAACAGAAACUAAUCACCAAUGAAUUUGAUGCUGAAUGUUUGAAGCUGCGUGAGGCCCCUGAACAAGAUGCUUCAAUUUCUGGAUCUACUGACAUUGACUUGUUGCAUCCGUCAACUAUGCCAGUGGGAUAUUCAGUACAGACACCCGAGUUCUCUUAAAGGGUAUCAGCUUAAAGGUCUCCAGUGGCUGGUGAAUUGUUAUGAACAAGGUCUAAAUGGUAUUCUUGCUGAUGAGAUCCAAGCAAUGGCCUUCUUGGCUCAUUUAGCAGAAGGAUGCUGGAUUCCACAUUCUUGUUACAAGCUAUCAACUACUAGUGUCGGAUGAAAAGUAGUUCAGACGUGUGAAGUGGCAGUGUAUGGUAUUGGAUGAAGCUCAGGCAAUUAAAAGUUCAAGAAGUAUAAGAUGGAAGUGAAAAAGUAAGAGCAAUCACAAGAAUGCUACUAUUGCCAUCAAAAUCUGUUAGAAGAAGACUUCCAUUUGAGAGUUUGGUCUUGCCACAUCAUGAUAUAUAGGACUCCUUCAUUCAGCUUUCUGUUUCAUUCCUAAAACAAGGGCACCAACUGUUAAUUAUGUAGAGUGUUGGGAUAGAGAUUUUAGUAGUUACAGAAAGGUUUGAGGAAUUGCAUGAAGCUUGGAGUAAGAGGUUGUUAGUUGGGUUUGCGCGUAAUGGUCCAAGAACAUCAGGUGUCCCAGCUACUCACCAUUUGAUACAGGAAAUUGAGAAACCUGCUCACAAGAUCUUCGGGUCAUGUCCACCAAUGCAUGCAGUGUCAAAGAUAUUACUGCAGAUUUCAUGCUUUAGAUUAAUCAACAAAAUAUCUUUGCUAUCACAGUCUUUUAUUGUCAAUAAUUGUAAAUAAUUUAGUAAUCUGAUUUAUAGGCUAGAAAUCUGUAAUUUAGGCUGAUAAUUAGCUUGUAUAUUCAGUAUAUAUUGAGGAUUCUUCUGAAUGAAAAAACACAU